CAGUAUUAAUAUGAGUAACAUUGCUUCGUCAGAUAUAUCAGUGAAAUCAUUAUUCACACUUAAUAAUAAUGAUUUUAAAGAGUUUGCCUGUGGCUGGGGAGCUGCAGUUAUCAAUGUAUCCAUCACUUUCCCUAUUCAUAAGAUUAUAUUUAGACAGAUCUUAGAAGAUGUUCCAGCUAAUACAGCCUUUCGGCAAAUAUCCAGGGAGGGAAUACACCUGUUAUAUCGUGGAAUUUUACCACCUUUUUGCCAAAAAACUUUUUCGGUUAGUGUAAUGUUCAGUACAUAUGAAGGUUGUAAGGAUCGUUUGUGCACAUUAACAAAUAACGGUAUAUUAAUUAGAAUAUUAGCAGCCCAUUUUGCUGGCACUGCUGAGGCUAUACUUAUGCCCCUCGAAAGAGUACAAACAUUGCUGCAAGAUUGGCGGUAUCAUGAUAAAUUUAAAAAUACUUCUCACGCAUUUAAAUAUUUAUUGAAAAACUAUGGUAUAUCGGAGUGUUAUCGCGGAUUAGUCCCAAUCAUAUAUAGAAAUAGCUAUUCCAAUUUAAUGUUUUUCAUUUUGAAAGAACAAUCACAAAAGCUGAUGGGUGAGCAGGAGUCAUUUUUAACAAGUUUCAUCAAUGGUGCAUUAAUUGGUGGUUUCACGAGUACUGUAUUUUAUCCAAUAAAUGUGAUAAAGGUACACAUUCAAUCGAAGAUAGGUGGCAAUUUUGAAAAGUUUAUGAGCGUCGCUCGCGAAAUAUAUGUCGCAAGAAACAGAAGUGUAGUUUCAUUUUAUAAUGGUGUGCAUUUAAAUUGUAUGAGAUCCUUUCUUAGUUGGGGUAUUAUAAAUGUAUCUUACGAUUUUCUAAAAAGAAUUAUGUUCUGAUAAUAACUUACAAUAUAAACGAUGAUUUUCAUCUAUUUGAAUAAAAAUUUUACUCGUAUAAUUUUA
Ceratina calcarata is the source of this 934-nucleotide messenger RNA. Its product is annotated as solute carrier family 25 member 51-like. Lineage: Eukaryota; Metazoa; Arthropoda; Insecta; Hymenoptera; Apidae. The transcript has 2 exons. Bases 11 to 868 code for a protein of 285 amino acids. Gene Ontology annotation, molecular function: NAD transmembrane transporter activity. The record is from RefSeq and is a predicted model, not a curated record. Gene Ontology annotation, cellular component: mitochondrion.